Messenger RNA from Micropterus dolomieu (smallmouth bass), 4530 nucleotides. RefSeq lists its product as uncharacterized. Lineage: Eukaryota; Metazoa; Chordata; Actinopteri; Centrarchiformes; Centrarchidae. The transcript has 4 exons. Gene Ontology annotation, molecular function: GTP binding; protein binding. The coding region runs from base 65 to 3796 and encodes 1243 amino acids. The record is from RefSeq and is a predicted model, not a curated record.
UGAAUCUUCAGGUUUUUCUCAGCAAAACAUCAGAAUCUCUGACACACACUGUUCAGACUGAGCGAUGGACUCUGAAGCCAGCAAAACGAUGGAGGUGGCGGCGCUCGGCCGGCCUUUCAGCCUCGGGAUGUUGUACGACUGCCGCAAAGACUCACUCAUCCCUGGAAUUACACUGUGGGACCAUGAUGACCUGAUAAGAUAUAUACGAGAAAGACCGCAGAACUAUAAUGAUUUUGAGAUUGUUGCAUCUGAAUCAAUUGAGGACAAAUCUUCAGCACUAAACAUUGAAGCUUCCCUGAAGGCAAGUUUCUUGAGUGGACUGGUUGAAGUUGGAGGAUCGGCAAAAUACCUGAAUGACAAAAAGAUUUCCAAAAAUCAGGCCAGAGUAACUCUGAAGUACAAGGCUACCACAAAGGUCCAGGAACUGUCGAUGAAUCAUCUUGGAACAGCAAAUGUGAAGCAUCCAUAUGUCUUUGAUAAAGGAUUAGCAACACAUGUAGUCACAGCCAUUCUUUAUGGGGCACAAGCCUUCUUUGUCUUUGACCGUGAGGUUUCUGAAGAGGAAGAUCAUCAAGACAUUGAGGGGAACUUGAAGGUGAUGAUCAACAAGAUUCCCUGCAUUUCUAUAGGAGGUGAAGGUUCCCUGAAACUGGAAGACAAGGACAGAGCAAAUGUUGAGAAAUUCUCCUGCAGAUUCUUUGGAGACUUUUCUCUUGAAAAAAGUCCUGUGUCCUUUCAGGAUGCAGUAGAAGUCUACCAAAGCCUGCCAAGAUUACUGGGAGCCAAGGGAGAAAAGGCUGUACCGAUGAAAGUCUGGCUGUUGCCACUGACAAGUCAAGAUUCUUCUGCUGCAAAACUGGUCCGUCAGAUAAGUAUAGGAUUAGUUCAGGAAUCACAGAGAGUCCUGGAGGACUUCAGUGAGCUGGAAAUGAGGUGCAAUGACACAAUGAGAACCACCACCGCACAGCAGUUCCCACAGAUUGGCAAAAAGAUUAAAAGCUUUAAAGAGAUGUGCUCUGAGUUCAAGCUGGGAUUCCAACAAAACUUGGCAAAGAAACUUCCAUCAAUCCGAGGAGGAGGAGAAGAGGAGGCUGUGCUCGCAGAGAUCCUGAAGAAGAGACAUUCUUCUCCUUUCAACACCAAAGACCUGAAUGAGUGGUUGGACUGUAAAGAGAGAGAAGUCUACACCUUAAUGUCUUUAACCAACAUGAUGAAAAACACCAAGAUCAUCCCGUCUCAAACACACCUGUACAGGGAAACCCUCAGUGCAGAUCAUGCUGUGUGUUUUGUUUUCACCUCCCUGGGAAGUGCUGAACCGUACCUCUCAGCUUUAUCUAACUACUUAAAACAAACACCCGAACCAGACGACCCUCAAGAUGUAGAGAAGGAACAAUGGUUCACCUCAAAAGAAAUAACAGAUGCAAUGAGGAAUAAAGCAAAGCUCUUCAGUGACUUUGCAGAGGCCAACAAGGAGAACAAGAACAUAAAGUUCCUGACAGUGGGAUUAACAAAUGAGACACAGAAAGGUUCAAGCAUCUACCUUUAUGAAGGCGCCUUUUCUGUCAAUAAGAACUUUGAGCCGCCUUCAAAGCCUGAAACAGUAACAGCAAGUGACAUAAAGCACAACAGUGUGACACUGAAGACUUCUGCGCCCAGAUUUGGAGCAGAGAACAUCACCUCCUACUCUGUAGAGUACUGUGUCAGAGGAGAGGAUGGAUGGCAACAAGAGACAGCAUCAAAAGCUGGAGAAGUCACAGUGAGCCAUCUGAGUCCUAACACAGAGUAUAUGUUCAGAUGCAGAGCAGUGACCUCAGCAGGUGUUGGGCCGGCCAAUGAAGUCAGUGGUUCCAUUAAAACCUUACCUUGCAGCCCUCCUGGAGAACUUCAGGUUGAACCAAACUCAAGUGAGAUCUCAGUCAGCUGGGAGAAACCUGCUGAGCUUGGACAAGAUGUCCAGAUUUUGAGCUACAUCGUGGAGUACGCCAAAACAGACAACGGGGUGAAAGAGGAAGAUCUCCAAUGGAAGCAAAUGAUGUCGAGAGCUGAAAAGGCGAUCAUUUCAGGGCUUCAGCCAGAGACAGAAUAUGUUGUCAGGGUCAGAUGUGACUGUGGUGAAGCUGGAAGAAGCAAGGAGAGCAUCUCUGUUAAUGUCUGCACAAUGAAAUUUAAACGUCUCACAGAACUCCUCAAAAGUAGAAGUGAAAGGAUAAAUUCUGAAUCACCUUCAGUUUACAAACUGCCUCUGAAAGAAGAAGAUACGGACAUUGAUGGAUGUAGAAGAUACAGUUUUGGCAAAGAAAGCACAAGGAAAAAUCGCACAAUAAUGUUUUUUGGAGUGUCCGGAUCUGGAAAGGCGACUCUGAUCAAUGGACUAAUCAACUACAUUGUUGGUGUAGAGUGGAAGGACAAUUACAGAUUCAAACUAAUUGAUGAGGGUCAGUCGACGUCACAGGCUGAAAGUCAGACCUCUGAAGUCACUGUGUACAAAAUCAACCACCAGGAGGGUUUUAAAACAGAAUACUCUCUGACCAUUGUUGACACUCCAGGGUUUGAAGAUACAAGAGGCAUAAUAAGAGAUGAGAGCAUCACAGAACAGCUGUGUAAUCUCUUCUCUGCUGAGCUUGGUGUCAGUGAAAUUGACGCUGUGUGUUUUGUAGCUCAGGCUUCUUUAGCUCAACUCACGCCAACACAGAAAUAUGUGUUUGACUCCAUACUCUCAAUCUUUGGCAAAGAUGUGGCAGAAAACAUCAGGGUUCUGGUGACAUUCGCAGACAGCCAGCGUCCACCAGUUCUAGAGGCAAUCAAUGCUUCAGGUGUCCCAUGUCCUAAAACAAGAGACGGGCUGCCAGUUCACUUCAAAUUCAAUAACUCAGCUUUGUUUGCAGACAACAAAUCAUCUGCAGCAGGCAGCAUGAGUGGGGAUGAUGAGGAUGAAGAGGGAGGCUUUGAUCAGAUGUGUUGGAACAUGGGGACAAAAAGCAUGAAGAGGUUCUUUGCUGCUUUGAAUAUCAUAGAAACCAAAAGCUUGACGAUGACGAAGCAGGUCCUCAGAGAAAGACAGCAGCUCAAGAAUUCAGUUGAAAACUUGCAGGAGCAGGUUAAAGUUCAGUUAGCCAAGCUGGAGGAGAUAAAAGAGACAAGUGAAAAACUGAAAGAGCACGAGGCAGAGAUCAGCGGAAAUGAGAACUUUGAGUUUGAAAUCAUCUUCACUAAGCCCGUUCAAUUAGAUAUUUUUGGUACUGGAGAUUACCUUAGGAACUGUCAGCAGUGUCAUGUCACCUGUCACUAUCCCUGUGCAACUGAUGCAGAUACAAUAUGCUGCUCGGAAAUGGAAUCAGAUGGAUACUGUACUCAGUGUCCAGGCAAAUGUUCCUGGAGUGUACAUUUUAAUCAGAAGUACAGAUGGGAGUAUCAGGAAGUACAAGAAAAACGAACAGUAAAAGAGCUGAAAGAAAAGUACCUAAAAGCCUCAGAUGCUGAGAAACGUGUUCAGGUAUUGAUUGAACAACUGCAUGCUGAAUAUGAUGAUGUGCAGACUAACGUGGUGAACCUGAUGAAGUGGUCAUCUGAGUGUUUAAACCGACUUAAAGAGAUAGAACUGAAGCCAAAUCCUCUCUCCACUCCAGAGUACAUUGACAUGCUGAUUGAGGGAGAGAUAUCUGAGGCCAAGCCAGACUGGAAGCAACGAGUUCAGAUCCUUAACACCAUGAGAGAAAAAGCAGAUCUCAUAGCUAUUGUAAGAGGGCAACUCCUCCUGGAACUACUCAUCGGGAAUUUCAACAAUCCUGAACAGUGAAAACGUGAAUUUUUUUCAGUUGUGAGAAUCUAAAUAUAUUUCUUCAUAAAAAUGUUAAGACAUAUAGAUUUACAUUGUUCAGUUUGCAGGAUUAUCAGCUUCUUGCUUCUUUUCGCGCUGUUACACUGCUGACCCCAAUAAUAUUCAGUAUUUAGAAGACAGCUGUCUUCAAUCCCAGAGCAUUACUGUCCAUUACUUGUCCUCGGUGACAUGAACAUUCACUUAGACAAAUCAAACUUAGCAGACUUCUUGUCUCUGAUUUAGUCCUUUGAUCUAACACAGGUUCUCAGCCCCCCGACCCACAAAGCUGGCAAGGAGCUUGACUCAUUCUUGUCCGAAACUGUGCCACCAAGUGCCUAACAGUCACACCUCUACACAUGUCUGACCUCUAUUUCAUUCAGUUCAUGAACAGCCCAUAUGUCUGACACCGCUGCUACCUCUGCAACCUGUCUCCCACUCACUUUGCCUCAGUGGUAGCUUCCGGUCUACCUUCCCUCAACAUACUUUCCUCACUUGAGGUCAGUGAUGCCACACAAUCUCUGUGCUCUACACUGAGCUCAUGCCUGGAUAGCCUGUGUCCUCUAUCCACCAAACCUUAUAGCCAGAACCAGUCCCACCCGUGGCUAACUGAUACCAUCUGUGGGCUCCGUACUGAUCUCAGACCUGCUGAAAGAAAAGACCCUGCCGACCUUAAGGGCUACUAAAUGCUCCUAUCCUCCUUCUCAACAAGCAUC